GCUGGGCUGGAGGCUGUGCCGGACGGAGGCGACGGAGGAGGAGAGGAAUCACAUGGCGUUCCUGACCCACGACAUCAGCAUGUUGCGGCUCUUCGAGACCUUCCUGGAGAACGCCCCGCAGCUCGCGGUGCUCCUCUACAGCGUCCUGCGCAGCAACAAGGCUGAGCCUUCCCAGGGAAUGGGAAUCUGCACGGCGUUCCUGUGUGUGACCUGGUCCCUGCUGGACUACCACCAGUCCCUGCGCUCCUUCCUGCAGGACAAGUACGAGAUGGGCUGGGGCUCCUCCGUCAUCUACUUCCUAUGGAACCUCUUCCUCCUCUGCCCCCGCAUCCUGGCGCUCGCCCUCUUUGCCCUGCUGUGGCCCUACGGUGUGGCCGUGCACUUCCUACUGGUGUGGCUGGCGAUGUUUCUCUGGGUCAGCCUGCAGGGCACCGAUUUCAUGGAGUCUCCGGGCCCCGAGCAGCUCUACCGCGCCAUGGUGGCCGUCAUCCUCUACUUCAGCUGGUUCAACGUGGCCCCGGGGAGGACCCUGCACCGCAGCAUCAUCUAUCACAGCUUCAUCCUGGUGGACAGCACGCUGCUGACCCUGGCCUGGCUCUGGGGCCGUCCCCCCGAGGAGCAGCACCCAUUCCUCAUCCCGGUGUUGUGCGCUGCGCUGCCCUGCUACUUCCUGGGGCUGCUGCUGCGCGUCACCUACUACAGGUGGCUGCACCCCAACGUGCGAGCACAGCCACGGAGCGGCGGGGACGAGGUGGAUGCUGAUGGAAGGGCUGAUGGGGCCGUGGAGUUCCGCAGCAUUUCAGAGCCUUGUGAGCUCCGCAGCGUUUCAGAGCCGGUCCUGGUGAACUCCCGGCUGCGGUGCCUCGCACGGAGCCACUUCCCGCUGUCUGUGCUGGCAGAGCCACACCUGCUGAAUGGGGCAGCUGCUGUCUGAGUCCUGCACUCCUUGAGAUGGAAUUGUGCCUUAUCCAAGUGUUUUGAGUUGUUGGGGAGGUUCUGUUUGGUUCUUUCUAUUGUGUGCCCCAGGCUGCAGUUUUGGCAGUUCAUUGCCACAGCAGGGAUGCAGGCAGGCAGGGUCGGAGCUUGGUGCUAGGCCUGCGUGGCACUGUGGCACUGUUGAUUCUUGUUAUUUAUUAUUCACCUUUUCCAAAAAAAAAGAAAAUAGAAAAAAAAACCAAAACAUCUGGU
Meleagris gallopavo (turkey) is the source of this 1188-nucleotide messenger RNA. Lineage: Eukaryota; Metazoa; Chordata; Aves; Galliformes; Phasianidae. The record is from RefSeq and is a predicted model, not a curated record.